Messenger RNA from Glossina fuscipes, 1145 nucleotides. It is a transcript of the gene Spt3, whose product is annotated as transcription initiation protein SPT3 homolog. Gene Ontology annotation, biological process: transcription by RNA polymerase II. Lineage: Eukaryota; Metazoa; Arthropoda; Insecta; Diptera; Glossinidae. Bases 187 to 1059 code for a protein of 290 amino acids. The transcript is spliced from 2 exons. Gene Ontology annotation, molecular function: transcription coactivator activity; protein heterodimerization activity. The record is from RefSeq and is a predicted model, not a curated record.
UGCUGUCUCCAUUCUCCCCCAUUGUACUUUUGAUGACAUAAAGGCUAAAAAUUAGAAGAAGAAGUUUGUGAAACAUUUACAUAAAACUAAAAUAAAAACAAAAAAUUAAAAAAAAAAUUUAAUGCAUUAAAAAUUAUUAUUGCAUUCAAUAAGUUAAAUAAGUAUAACAUUAAUGCAGCUAACGUAAUGGCAGCGGAGGACUCAGUUUCUUUGCUCUCUGAAAUAUCUGAUAUUAUGCGCAGCUUCGGUGAUAGCGAUAAGCCGCGUUUGGAAAGUGUGAAAUUGGUGGAGCAUAUUCUGCAGCAACAGUUGAGAGGAAUGUUCAAUGAGGCGUCGCUUGUGGCAAUGAGACGUAAAAACAAUCCAUGUCCUUCCCAAGCAGAUUUCGAAUUUUUGAUGCGUAAUCAUCCAGUGAAAAUUGCCCGUAUGCGUAAACAUCUCAAGGAUAUGCGAAUUUUGAAGAAAUUUCUUAGCAUUCGCACUGGGAGACAAGACUUUAUGGAAGAUUUAGAUCAGCAAGAUUCGGACGAUGAGCUAGCUAUAGAAGUACCUGAACUAUUCGAUGAAGAGCGGACUCGUCGCCUAUUUCGUGCUGAUCGUAUAUCGCAAAUAUUAAGUGGCCAACAAUAUUUAGAGUUCAACGAGGCGCGCAAGACAUCAUUUUAUUGCCGACAUGGCGAGAAAAUUAAAAAUAAAUUCAGGCGCUUUUUAGACUUGCCAGCAGAUUUAAGAAUACCAACCACUACCAUGAAUAUUUUGGCUUAUUUUGCCCACGAGACCAUAGCUGUCAUAGUCGAUUAUGCAAUAUUAACACGUUUAAAUUCAGCAAAUCGUAUCACAGAGCCGUUUAGUAGGGUCACUUCGACAGGAGCUUCACCCGCAAUGCUGCACAUCUGUCCGGAAGUUACGCAAGGUCGUGGCAGCGAAGUUGUUAAACCGAUUAGUGUCCAAGAAAUACACGAAGGUAUAAGACGAUUCCGUCAAAUGACUAACAAAAAGGUGGGUUUCUAUCGCAGCUCGUGUGAUACAGAUUUCAAACGUUCCUUUUUAGCUUUAUAAGUUAUAAAUUCGUUUAGCGGGAUAUAUUUCAUACUGACCCCUUUGUAGAGCUUCAUAAGAAUAAAGUAAACUUGCUUCUUAAGGUA